Esox lucius (northern pike) is the source of this 3050-nucleotide messenger RNA. RefSeq names its product pleckstrin homology domain containing, family A (phosphoinositide binding specific) member 1b (gene plekha1b). Gene Ontology annotation, cellular component: cytoplasm; membrane. Gene Ontology annotation, molecular function: PDZ domain binding. NCBI's taxonomy places the organism in Eukaryota, Metazoa, Chordata, Actinopteri, Esociformes, Esocidae. The coding region runs from base 185 to 1561 and encodes 458 amino acids. The transcript has 13 exons. The record is from RefSeq and is a predicted model, not a curated record.
AACCGUAAGCUCUCCGAUCCACGCCCCCGCCCGCCACACAGCAGCGUUGGGAUAGGUAGGAAAUAUCCGUGGAGAGAUGGGCUGAAACUCGUUUCAGUAUAUCCGAAAAUAUUUCUCAAGCUGUCUAAAGCAUCCCGAACGAAGCGAAAUAUCAGCAGUGGAAUGAGCAGGCCGAUGCGAGGAGAUGCCUUACGUGGAUCGACAGAACCGGAUCUGUGGGUUCUUGGACAUCGAGGAGAAUGAGAACAGUGGCAAGUUCCUCCGACGCUAUUUCAUCCUGGACACCAAAGAGGGCAGCCUGGUGUGGUACAUGGACAACCCUCAGAACCUGCCCAAAGGAGCUGAAAAUCUUGGCUCCAUCAGACUCACCUAUAUCUCCAAGGUGAGUGAUGCGACCAAGCUGCGACCAAAGGCGGAGUUCUGCUUUGUCAUCAAUGCUGGUAUGAGGAAGUUCUAUCUUCAGGCCAAUGAUCAGCAGGAUCUGGUAGAGUGGGUCAACGUACUGAACAACGCCACCAAGAUCACGGUGCCAAAGUCGGGGGAUGCCCAGCCCACAGCCGAGAUGCCCCAUGAGGUGCCGGGUGCCAUGAAGCAGGUGUCCUACAAGACGGAGAUAAUAGGGGGAGUGCCCAUCACCACUGCCACUCAGACUGAGCAACUCCCUGUUGUUUGUCUUCUGGAACGUUUGAGCUGCGAGCAUAUCCUGUCUUGUGCUUCUAUCGCGGCUGAAAGUGAAAAGGAGCAGGGCGAUGGGGGCCAGAACGGAGUGGAGCGGGGCGGCCUGAGGAAGGCCCACAACCAGCUGCCCUACUUUCUGGGGCGAGGGGCACAGGAUCAGGCACUAAUCAAGGCUGGAUACUGUGUCAAGCAGGGAGCUGUGAUGAAGAACUGGAAGAGGAGAUACUUCUUGCUGGAGGAGAAUGCCGUCAGCUACUUUAAGUCAGACCUGGAGAGGGAGCCGCUUCGUGUGAUUCCCCUGAAAGAGGUUCACAAAGUCCAGGAGUGCAAACAGAGUGACUUAAGUCAGAGGGACAAUCUCUUUGAAGUUGUCACUAGCUCAAGAACCUUCUACAUUCAGUCGGACAGUCCGGAGGAGAUGCACAGCUGGAUCAAGGCCAUCUCAGGAGCCAUUGUGGCCCAGCGGGGCCCUGGGCGUUCAGCUGCUUCGGAGCACAGCGACCACUCCGUCACCAGCUCCCACUUCUACUGCAGCAGCAGCCAGGGGGGACCCCCCGUCCCUCGCUCGCCCGUCCAGGCAGAGCCCUACCGCCCCCAGCAGCAGAGGGGCCCGGGCCCACAGCCUGACCUGGGAAAGCAGGGACUUCAUGGGUCUGCUGCCUUGGCGGGGCCACCAGGGGAUGCCGCCGCCCCGCUCCCGCCUGUCCCUCCAGGAGACCCCACCGCGCCUGUCCAAGUGACGAGCGCCUCGCUGCGUUGCCACGCCAGCGCCCACGAGGAGGACCCGUCGCCGUGGAGACGCCGCAGCGAGGUUGAGGGUGGCCAGCUGGAACUGUCGUCUGUUGGCUUCGAGGACUCUGACCUGCACGUCAGCCGGGUGUGAGCCGCUAGCGCUUAACCGCGCCUCCCAGGACGCCCCUCAACCCCCCCUGUGCCCCCCCCCCUCCCCCUUCACCACACACAGGUGGACUGACACACAGAGCACUGGAUCGUAAUCACCAUUGGGAUGUGGGCAGCCAAUCAAAUAGGACCAAAAUGGAGGGGAACCAGUCAGAGCCAACCUCGUCCAGAUGAGGACCGGAAGUGGGGCGGUGUCCCUCCCCAUGUGCCCUGUUCCUCUCUUACCCCAGCCAAUGGCAUGAUGUUUCAGGGCAAGGAGACCUUAUCAGUUGAUGUUUUAUUUUAGUCCCUUGGUGUGUUGCGCUCUUUCUCUGUAUUGUUUGGUAUGACCCCUGAACAUCAUCCUGUCUCUAUUCCUGGGACUGGUUUCUAACUCGACUGAGAAACUCACUAAUCACUUUCCUUAUCCUCCCUGAUGUCACAUUGUGUUAUGCUGUCAUGGUUGAUGGACUCGAGGGGCAAUAUGUUAUUUUUUUAUUGAUAGUUAUGAAUUAAAACUAACUGUGGACAGUGAAGCAACCUCACUCAUAAAAAUGUAAAUGUGGAUGUACGUUAUGGAUUUCUAAUGUAUUUGCUUUUAAGCAGACUAUUUUUUCCCUUAUCCAAAGCAUGUAGCACCUAAUGAAACAUGCCACCAAAUCCUUAUAUCUUUAGCCUUUAAUCAGAUUAAAACUGUUUAUUCAGUUGUGUUUUAGAGAGAUACUGGGUCUUAUGUAUAGUUAUAGUUAUCCUUAGAUUGGCAUCAUUCAGAUUCUAUGCUUGGUUUAUAUUAUACUAGUAUAAAUACUUUUAUGUUUAUGUGCAAGAGAGUUAUGUUUUUCUUGUUUAUUCACUCACUGGCUCACACACACACACACACACACACAGAGACGCAUACAUGCUGUUGCAAGUGUUUUGCUAAAUGGAGUCUUGCACUGUCUAAUAUUCUGUGCCUGCCAAUGUUAGCAUGCGUUUGUCUAUGGACUUCUCCCUCUGGAGGUCAGAUGUGUACAUGGACAACACAUCUAUUCACAUCUAUAUAUAGGGCCUUUCUACUGGCAAUUUGUGAACACUGUGGGCAGAUCUGUUUCAUUUGUUCUUCAAAACUAAUAUACUGCUUUCCAAUGCAGUUAUUGUGUGUUUGUGUGUGUGUGUGUGUGUGUGUGUGUGUGUGUGUGUGUGUGUGUGUGUGUGUGUGCGAGCGUGCGUGCGUGCGUGCGUGCACAUUGGCAUACUGUGUCUGCAUUGCCAAUAUGGUGGACGGCUGGAGGACGGAGGGAGGGUUUGACUUUUAACUCUGAUUUCACCUCUCCCUGUAACCUGUUGUUACUGUGUUGCACAACUUCUACUGUAUAGCUGCUAAAGUGCCUGCAUUCUUUCUAUAGAGUUGAAAAAAAGAGAAGCUAUUUUGACCCUUUUAAUUGUGUACCUGAUGUUCUGAAUCAUGUGCAUUAUUUAUUAAGUGGAGUUUGAAAAUAAAUCUGUGAAUUCAA